AUGUCCCUUGUACCAACCCUUCCCACCAUCCCGGAACCUGCCAUCCUGACAUGCAUUGCCUCAGUGAAUGAGGCACGCGCCAUGCGUAUCGCCGAGAUUCUUUCUGAUUUCAGACACUUGCAACACUUCAUUGCCAACAUCAGGGCAAAUCCUUCGGCCGAAGAAUAUUACGAGGAAGGCUAUUGCGUACUUCGCCAAUGCGCUGGAGAAGCCCAGGCUUUGUUGAACCAACCAUUCGAUUGCCAAGGGCCAGAGCCGGACGGUAACGACGAAGAAGAGAAGGCGCAGCUUCAACGAGUUAUGAUGGACGCCAGUAUCCGCCGCUUCAAGAUACAACAAACUUACCUCAAAGCAAGUGCAGCGUUGCGCUGGGUCAAUUCACGAACAGUCAUUCUUGGAGGGAGUCAACCUCAGUCUGUUCAUGCUCCAGCACUUCAACAAAUAACCAACACAAUGCGAUCAGAACUUGCAUCAGUAACACCCGCUCGGGUAGAGUUGUCCCUCCGAUCUCAAGACAGCAUCCAUGGAAAAUGGCUUGUGGAAGACCCGACGUGGAGUGCAAUGGAGCAGAUUAUUCGGACCGGCCGAUGA
Messenger RNA from Aureobasidium subglaciale EXF-2481, 591 nucleotides. RefSeq lists its product as uncharacterized. The transcript is spliced from 3 exons. The record is from RefSeq and is a predicted model, not a curated record. Bases 1 to 591 code for a protein of 196 amino acids. Lineage: Eukaryota; Fungi; Ascomycota; Dothideomycetes; Dothideales; Saccotheciaceae.